CGGCACUUGACAUAGUGUAAUUGUGUGUGUGUGUGUGCGCGUGUGCGUGUGUGUGUGUAACUUUGCUCUGUUUCAGAGUGGCUUAUGCUACUCUGAUUUCCUGUGUUUAUGAGGAAAGAGAGAGUGAGAGAGCGAGUGAGUGAGAGACUCCGUGUGGCUACGUUUGUAGGAAGUACUGGCAGCAGUUGCAAAGUUUGAAAGCUAGCUUUGACAUCUCUUGGAUCUCUCUGGGUUAAAAAACUACUGCAUGCAAUGCCGUCUUUUGAUGAGGUGUUAAAAGAAGCUGGGGAAUUUGGAAGGUUCCAAAAGAGGGUCUUUUUCCUCCUUUGCCUGACAGGCAUAACUUUUUCUUUUCUAUUUGUUGGAGUGGUAUUUCUUGGGCACACUCCAGAGUUGUAUUGGUGCAGGAUCCCCGGUGCAGCAGACUUAAGCAAGAAAUGUGGAUGGACCCUUGAAGAGGAAAAGAACUUAACUAUUCCAUCUCUGAAUCUGGUGAACAGGUCUUCCAAUGGGCAAUGUGAGAGAUUUGACAUUGACUGGAACAACAUCUCCGUGAGCUGUGCCAACCCACUGGCCCACUUUACCAAUCACAGCUUGGGCAGUGUGCCACUUAUCACAUGCCAGAAUGGCUGGGUGUACAGGCAACCCCAUUCAUCCAUCGUAAGCGAGUACAACCUUGUAUGUGACAACGCCUGGCUUCUAGAUCUAACACAAGGUGUUCUCAAUCUGGGAUUUCUGGCAGGAGCAUUCACCCUAGGCUAUGCUGCAGACAGAUAUGGCCGAAUCCUUGUUUAUCUCUUCUCCUGCCUUGGGGUAGGUGUGUGCGGUAUCGUUGUGGCCUUUGCACCAAACUUUUCCAUAUUUUUGAUCUUUCGCUUCCUCCAGGGUGUAUUUGGAAAGGGGACCUGGAUGACAUGCUAUGUUAUUGUGACAGAAAUGGUUGGCUCAGAUCAGCGGCUUGUUGGAAUUGUGAUACAAAUGUUCUUCACCCUUGGAAUUAUGAUUCUUCCUGGAAUUGCUUACUUGAUUCCCACAUGGCAGGGAAUUCAGCUGGCCAUCACACUGCCCAACUUCCUUUUCCUGCUCUAUUACUGGGCAGUUCCUGAAUCUCCACGAUGGCUGCUGACACGCAAAAAAGGAGAAAAGGCAUUAAAAAUUAUGCACACCAUUGCCAAGCACAAUGGGCGAUGUCUCUCCCCACAUUACUCUGAGAUUACAGUUACCAAUGAAGAGGUUACUAAUCCCUCAUUCUUUGAUCUGGUCCGAACUCCCCAGAUGAGACGAUACACACUGAUUCUUAUGUAUGCCUGGUUCACAAGUGCCCUGGUUUACCAAGGGCUGGUCAUGCGCCUAGGAAUUGCAGGAGGAAACCUCUACCUCGACUUUUUCAUUUCAGGAGCUGUGGAAUUACCUGCAGCUCUCUUGAUUUUACUGACAAUCGAUCGCAUUGGCCGGCGCCUCCCUUUUGUGAUAAGCAAUAUAGUGGCAGGAGUGGCGUGCUUAAUUACUGCGCUCUUACCAGAAGAUAUCAAGUGGUUGAAAACCUCAGUAGCCACACUGGGAAGACUGGGAAUCACCAUGGCCUUUGAAAUUGUGUAUCUCGUGAACAGUGAAUUGUAUCCUACAACAUUAAGAAACUUUGGUGUUUCCGUGUGUUCGGGUUUCUGUGAUAUAGGCGGCUUCAUAGCCCCAUUCCUGCUCUUCCGAUUAGCAGCCAUCUGGUUGGAGCUACCGCUAAUCAUUUUCAGUAUACUUGCCACUGUUUGUGGGCUCCUAGUAUUGUUUCUGCCUGAGACAAAGGGAAUCUCGUUACCAGAGACAGUGGAAGAUGUGGAACAGCUUCCGAGUCUCUCCGGUAGAAAUGGCAGGAAAAAGAAACAUCAAGAUACCACCUCUUAUAUUUGAUCUUUCACUAAAGGCACUGAGCGAAACUUCCUGUUCACACACUGGGAAUUUGGUUUCCAUUUGGUUCCAUUUUAAAGUCUACAGUCAAGGAUACAUUGAAGCUGUACUGCAGCUGCAAGUGCUUCUUUCUAGCCUAGAGACAUUAAAAAUAAGGAAUGUAUUUUUAUAUGACUACAGAAUAAACACCUAUUUUCUGAGUUUUUUGUUUCCA
Messenger RNA from Gavialis gangeticus (Gharial), 2116 nucleotides. RefSeq names its product solute carrier family 22 member 3 (gene SLC22A3). Gene Ontology annotation, cellular component: membrane. The record is from RefSeq and is a predicted model, not a curated record. Gene Ontology annotation, molecular function: transmembrane transporter activity. Gene Ontology annotation, biological process: transmembrane transport. The coding region runs from base 253 to 1905 and encodes 550 amino acids. NCBI's taxonomy places the organism in Eukaryota, Metazoa, Chordata, Crocodylia, Gavialidae. The transcript is spliced from 11 exons.